UAUUUGAUCCACCACACUGCAAAGUGUUGAGAUCAAAAUGUCCUAAAUUGCAAAGGAAAUUUUUCAGGAUAAAAAAUAAAACUUUCAAAGUUACAAAUAAGAACAUUAAAUAUUUGUUUUCAAAAUAAGUUUUUGCAUUUGCAGCACAUAUGUUUUCAUAUAUGUCGUCUCUCAUCUUACUUCCUCCCUAUCUUUUGAAUCUUCCAGGAAGGAGGAGUCACUCAGUCCAGUUCUCACAUACAGUCAAUGAAUUAAACCCAUUAUUUUUCUAUUGUAAAUCUUAUCUCAAAUGUUCAGUUCAAUAAAAACUUUCUAUUUUGUUCACCUUUUGCAGCCAAGUAUAAGAUUCUCAGUUUACAACAUUUUAGGUCCAUUUGGAACAACAGUCUCAAAACAUUAAUCAGGAUUAAUCACAAUGUUUUACCGGAUCAAUUUUACAUGACAUUGUGCAGCUUUUGAUAAAUAAAAGGCCACAGAGAAAAUGUUACUUCAUUGUUUAUUGUCUGAAAUGUUUAAAUGUAUAAAUUGUUAUAACUCAGAAAGUGACUGAGGGUGUUCCUAGACUGGAAAUGUCUGUUGGUCCGGACUGAGUUCACUUAUUUGUCCCGAAACGAGUCCUGAACCUUGUGUUUUAGUCUAUCAGAGGUUUCUGUUUCAGACCAAACUUUGUAAACAAAACCAUGUGACUAAAGAUCUCCUCAGUCAUUGGCCAGCAGUUAUGGGGGCGGGUCAAAACAGGAGAGAAAAAUGGAUUCGCUGCGGUCUGCAAAUGCUUUCCAGGAUUUUUCACUUAUUCAAACUUUUUAUUUUGCUGAUGGAUUUUGAGCGUCUGUAUGAAGGUUCAACACAUUUCACUGCUGGUUUGGUACCGCGGAGGAAUCCUGCCUGACGGUUACUGGAGAUGCUACGGAUACAGGUACACACGCUAAUAAGUGUUUGUGACAUGUGGAUUGUCGAUAGAAUCAAUGUGGAUCAGUUUAAAAAAAAAGUUGUUUUAUUGAGCAUGAAUUCAUCCGACCACAUUUUAAUGAGUUCUCAUCGUUGUGAUGUUAUGGCUUUGAUUUUAAUUCUGUUGGAACUACAAUGGAGCUUUUAAGAUGACGUCACGGCAGCACCUCGUGAGCGUUCCGCAUAACGAGACACAGUGGUGUUAAAAUAAACGUUCUAGCAAGUAAACAGUUGGAACAAUUAUUUCCUUUUGGCUAACAUGACAAUCGAUGCUCUACAUUUGUCCAUGGCUCACCGAUCGACGUGUUUACAUCACAUAACUGUCGGCUACGGUGGCCAUUUUGGUUCAGUUGUUCUGCUCUCGGUUUGAAAGAUGGGUGAGAAAGCGGUUCCUGGUUGCGGACCACAGUUAAUUUGCGCGUAUUCAGACUAAAACUUUAUCCCGGAUUAUCGGGGGAAACAAACUCUGGUUCUCUUUAAGCGGACCAAAUGUGUCCACCCUAAGAUUAAAGUACUAAAAGUCGAUUAAAUAUUUAUUACUUUUGUAGAUGACCAUGGUAUAAGCAGGAUAGUGCCCGACAAAAUGUGCAUUUUCAGAAAUAAUGUGGAAGACAACGUUAAUAAACAUUAACGCAUUCACUUUUUUUUUUUUAAUUGAUCCCCUGCGUUAGCCCUAAUUUGAAGACACUGCAAAGGUUAAUGUGAUUUAGUUUGUUUUAUUUUAUUUAUGUUUUUAUUUUUUCAGGUUUUCUUUGUGCUUCUCCUCAAGUCAUCAGAGGAUUCCUGUUUUUUUCAUCUUCAUCAUCACAUCAGAAAGUUCUAGUAAAGUUGGUUCCCCUGUGAUUCUCUGGGUCGUCCCCCUGUGGUCAUCCUCACACUCAGAGCAGCUUUAAGCUUUAAGCAUUCAGCGUCUGCAGCAGAUCCCAGCUCGGCUCUGACGAUGGAAGGAGGUGACCUCUGCUUUCCGGCGAUCAACGGCUCGUGUCCCAAACAGAAGCGUUCUCCGUCCUUCACGCUGCUGGCUUCAGUUCUGCUGUCCUUCCUCUCUGUUCUUACUGCGGUUCUGAACCUACUGCUCAUCAUCUCCAUCUCUCACUUCAGGCAGCUCCACACUCCCACCAACCUCCUGCUGCUCUCUCUGGCGGUAGCAGACUUCUGCGUGGGCCUCCUCCUGCUGUUUCAGAUCCCGCUCUUAGACGGCUGCUGGUAUCUGGGAGAUGUCAUGUGUGUUUUUUACUACAUUUUAGUCGUAGUCACUACCUGUGCCUCCAUAGGGACUAUGGUUCUCAUAUCAGUCGACAGGUAUGUGGCCAUUUGUUAUCCUUUGCAUUAUCCUGCUAAAAUCACCCCAAAGAGAGCGGGAGUGGGCGUGGUCCUCUGCUGGAGCUGCUCGCUCCUUUACGACAUUCUAAUGAUGAAGGAUAACCUCAAGCAGCCGGGCCGGUUCAGCUCCUGCUCCGGAGACUGUGUGGUCCACCUGAGUCCCGCCAGUCACGUUGUUGACCAGGUUGUGUCCUUCUUUGUUCCCAUCGCGGUCAUAGCGGUCCUGUACGGCAGAGUGUUUGUGGUGGCGGUGUCUCAGGGGCGGGCCCUGCGCUCUCAGGUUGCAGCCGGCCCUCGCAAAAACAGAGCGAUGGUGAGAAAGUCUGAGAUGAAGGCCGCCGGCACUCUCGGCGUUGUGGUUUUUGUGUUUAUCCUGUGUCUGUUCCCCUCCUACUCUGCCUCGCUCACAGGUCAGGAAACGCUGAUCGACGCCGUCUCCGCCGCGUUCAUGUUUUUUCUGGCCUUCUUUAACUCGUGCCUGAACCCGAUCAUCUACGCCUUUUUCUAUCCUUGGUUCAGAAAAUCGAUCAAACUCAUCAUGACGCUCGGAGUUCUGAAAGCUGAUUCCCGUGAUGCCAACUUAAUGUAGAUCUGUUUGUGAUCUUUAAGAGCUUCCACAUAAACAAUCUGCCUCAUGUUGAGAAUAAAAGCAAGAAUAUAUGUUUAUAGUAAGAUCUGAAGCCAUCUUCAAUGCCAUAAACCCGGAAUGGUGAUAGAGGUAUCCAAUGGAUCUGCUCUGACAUGUUCUAAUUGGUUGGACACACCUGAUCCAGGUAAUCAGCUGUGAACAAGCCGACAAACUCCUGAAAACAUGCAGACACACCGGCCCUUAAAACAUGCAGACACACCGGCCCUUGAGGCCUGGAGUUCAAGCAUCUCAUGUUGAUUUACCAUGAAAUUCAAUGAAAUAUUAGUUUUAUUCUUACAUCUUUUUGAAUUUUUACUACUUUGCAAUUUGCUCUGUUAA
Oryzias melastigma (Indian medaka) is the source of this 3238-nucleotide messenger RNA. Its product is annotated as trace amine-associated receptor 13c-like. The record is from RefSeq and is a predicted model, not a curated record. Gene Ontology annotation, biological process: G protein-coupled receptor signaling pathway. Bases 1889 to 2860 code for a protein of 323 amino acids. Gene Ontology annotation, molecular function: trace-amine receptor activity. Lineage: Eukaryota; Metazoa; Chordata; Actinopteri; Beloniformes; Adrianichthyidae. Gene Ontology annotation, cellular component: membrane. The transcript has 2 exons.